AUGUCCCUGUACACCCCAAUUGACCUUCAGGCGGCUCUGGCCUCUCCGCCGCGCCCUCCAGGUGUAUGUACACUCCAGCUGCUGCAGCUGCGGCUGCGGCUGCAGUCGCUGCUGCAUUACUGGGGCUUUAUCAAGCCUGCUGCAGCAGCAGACCCGCAGCAGCAGCAGCAGCAGCAGCAGCGGAGGAAGCGGGUGGUGGUUUGCGGGGGAGGCUGGGCAGCAGCAAGUUUUAUUUCCAAGUUGGAUUAUUUUAAAUUUGAAGUUUUGCUGCUGUCUCCUUCGCCAGUGUUUUCCUUCACUCCUUUUCUUGCUGCUGCUGCUGCUGGCUCUCUUGCUGCUGCUGCUGCGCUGCCGCUGCGGCUGCUGCUGGCAGCAGCAGCAGACCCCACAGCUCGGGGGCUUUACAGGCAGGCCGUGCUGCUGUCAGUGGACCCCAGCCGCAAGAGAGUGAAGUGUGCUGCUGCUGCUCCUGCAGCAGCAGCAGCAGCAGCAGCAGCAGCAGCAGCAGCAGACACGUGGGAAGAGCCUUAUGACUACCUCGUUGUUGCUGUUGGCAGCAAAGAAAGAGACAACGGAGUCCCCGGAGUGCAGCAGCACGCGCUGCUGCUGCAGUCUGCUGCAGACGCGGCGCGGGUGCUUCAGCGGCUGCAGCAGCAGCUGGAAGCAGCAGCAGCAAACCCCACACUCACUGCAGCAGCAAAGCAGCAGCUGCUGCGCUUCGUUGUCGUGGGUGGCGGCCCCACAGGCGUCGAAGCAGCAGCAGAACUGCAGGACCGUUUGCUGCUGCUGGCUGCUGGGGUGUACAGACACCUCGCGGCCUUUGCUUCAGUCUUCCUCAUCAGCAGCAGCAGCAGCUUGCUGCCCCGCAGCAGCAGCAAAGUGCAGCAAGCAGCAGCAGCAACGCUUAGCAGCAACAACGUCCAUUUGCUGCUCAACUCCCACGUGCUCGCAGUGGAGCCCGGCGCCGUGCUGCUGCGCACUGCAGACCCUGCUGCUGCUGCUGCUGCUGCUGCCGCGGCAGCAGCAGCAGACACACCCAGCAGCAGCAGCAGCAGCAGCAGCAGCAGCAGCGGGGAGGUGUUUAGGAUUCCUUGUGGAAUGGUCCUUUGGGCGGGAGGGGUAGAGCCUGCUCCAGUGGCGACGGAAAUAGCAGCAGCGCUGCAGCAGAAGCAGCUGCUGCAGCAGCAGCAGCAGCAGCUGGAGCUGCUGCAGGAGCAGCUGCAGCGUGAAGAGCAGCUCUCCUCCUCGCCCGAGCAGGAGCAGGAGCAGCAGCAGCAACAGCAGCAGGACCAGCAGCAGCAGCAGCAGCAGGCGCACCUGCAGCAGCAGCAGCAGCAGCAGCAGCAGCAGCAGCAGGGACUGCUGGUGGACGGGUCCUUUAGGGUUUUGGGGGCCCGGGACAUUUUUGCUGUUGGGGAUUGCUGCAGUGUAUGUCCACCUCCGUUGGCAAUCCACCACAAACAAAUAAUGCUGCUGGCCACAAAAGAAAAGGAAAACAAACAACUCAUGGAGGUUAGUUGGCUGUACCGGCGGCGAGGGCUUUUAGGGUUUUUAUUUCCUCAAAUGCCAGAUGGAGAAAAAGAAUUAAAAAAAAAUAAAAACAAAAAACUCAACCAGCAGCAGCUGCUGCUGCUGCUGCAGAGCAUCGACCGCAGUUACAUUCCGCCUGUCCGUACAGCUCAAAACGCAAAAGCCGAAGCUGAUUUUCUCGCUAACAUUUUUAAUUUAUAUUUAUCAAAAGAAAAAGAAAACAUAACUGCAGCAGCAGCAGCAGCAGCAGGAGACCCAGCAGCAGCAGCAGGAGAUUCGGCGGCAGCAGCAGCAGCAGACCCCGCAGCAGCAGACGCAGCAGCAGCAGCAGCAGACCCCGCAGCAGCAGACGCAGCAGCAGCAGCAGCAGGGGACGCAGCAGCAGCAGCAGCAGCAGGAGCAGCGGCUGCAGCGCCCGUACGCGGAGCAGCAGCAGAAGCAGCAGCAGCAGCAGCAGCAGCAGCAGCAACGCCGCUGCCCGUAUACCGGGAGCUGCGGGGCAUAAGUCUUUGCUACUUGGGGGGAAAAGUAGCAGCACUAGAACUUCCUUUUGCUGCUUUUGCAAAUCACUUUUGCUGCUGCUGCAGAUUUUUUGUUUAUUUACUUUUGCUGCCAACAAAAAGGCAAAAGAUUCAAGCCCUCGCAGACUGGUUCGGCGCGGGCUUCCUGCUGCACUAG
Eimeria tenella is the source of this 2208-nucleotide messenger RNA. RefSeq lists its product as uncharacterized. The record is from RefSeq and is a predicted model, not a curated record. The coding region runs from base 1 to 2208 and encodes 735 amino acids. The transcript has 3 exons. Lineage: Eukaryota; Apicomplexa; Conoidasida; Eucoccidiorida; Eimeriidae. Gene Ontology annotation, molecular function: NADH dehydrogenase activity.